AACCAAAAAUGCAAAAAUUGCUAGAAAAAUCCAAGAACUUUUGAAAAUCGUUUUGGCCAUUUUUGGAUCUAUUUUAUUUAGAACAUAUGCCUGUUUUGAGGAACAAAAAGAGCCCCAUGUUCAAAUAUAAAAAUUUUUACUUCACGUUAUCAUUAGAUUUUUGAAGCAAUUUUUUCUUUGUAUUAAUACAAUUUGUUAAAUCAAAUAAUUAUGGAUUAAUGUUCGAUUGCUUUGAAAAAAACACUUAAUUUUGUUGAAAAUUAAACAAAAUACUUCAAAUAGUGUCUGGAAGUUUUAUUUUGCCAAAAAAAACCUUCAGCGAGAUAUUCAAUUUCCCGAAUCUUCGAACAAAAAUUAUUAAUUUUUUCAAAUUAAUCCAACAGUUACUUAUUAACAUUUUAUUUAAAAAGAUAGAUUAGUGUACCGAAUUCCACAGCUUUGUACAUACUUGCCGCACCACACCUACCUACCCGGCCGGAAUGAACAAAAUAACUGAUCCCAUAUUGAUCUUCUUCUGGUGAGGAACUGAUGUAUGUCAUAUUGUCAAAACAACAAACCCACACUACAUCCCAAAUAUUUGCUAACUGCCCAUUUUAAAGAAACUAAUGGGUACAUUUUUCCCUCUAGUUUUCAAAAAUAAAUAUGUUAAACCUGAUACUCGUCACUGUUUUUUUGACCUUUCCCAUUUUUGAUUCAUAUUCUGUAAACUGUAGAAGUAAUUUGGUUAGAAGUGAAAUUCGAAAAUGUACUCAAACUGUACACGAAUUUCAAAGAACUCAUGAAAGAAUGGAUGGGAACAAAUGGCUUGAGCCACAGACAGCUGGAGAACUGAAUCGAAAAUGUGAUGAGGCAAUGAACUGCCUCCACGUGCUCGACAACUGCUCUGUUUUCGAAGACGAUGACAUUUUAUGGCUCGAAGAUUUCUGCGAUUCAUACCGGUUUUUCACUGGAAAUUUCCAUGAAUGUGCAGUCAAAAUCGAUAGGAAUCAGAAGGAUCCAUGUGUACAAGACUAUCUUGUCAACUCUCCAUACUUUAUGCUAAAUUCUGAUGAGCGAUGUGCAAAACUGCAUUCAGAUGGAGCUUGUGUAUCAAAUGUCAUCAAUUCCACGUGUUCUCCAGACUAUGCAAUCGAUUUUGACAGACUUUUGGAUAGACAAAUGAUACGAAUGAAAUGUUGAUUUAAAAGUGAAAAAUUACUUCAAUCCUAACAUUCCAUGUAAAUUAUGUAAACUGUUUAUAAAUAUUUGAAAAUUGGU
Messenger RNA from Caenorhabditis elegans, 1257 nucleotides. It is a transcript of the gene T08G5.2, whose product is annotated as T20D4.11-like domain-containing protein. Lineage: Eukaryota; Metazoa; Nematoda; Chromadorea; Rhabditida; Rhabditidae. Bases 643 to 1179 code for a protein of 178 amino acids. The record is from RefSeq and is marked reviewed. The transcript is spliced from 3 exons.